UUCGAAGCCUUUUGGUCUAAAAAGUGUUUUAAACGUGAAGUGAUAGCUUCAAUUAUCAAUCAAGAAAAAUGUCUCGCUAUCCUCACAACGCUUUGUUGAUGAUUAGGUUUGAGAAUUAGGCAACAACGCCAGCAAGCAGAAGGUUGGGAUUCGCUAAGAAACGUGUAGAUUGCUAGCAGUCCAUCCGGAUUAUAGAAGAUGUCCUGGAUGCAGAGGAUUCGGCCAUUACGGGAAGAACAAUCUGCAGCAAACAAUCGUGUCGAACUGCUUACCGGCAAGGGUGGUCGUGGUUUUCGCGGUGGUGGUAGUGGUAGUGGCGGACCACCGCAUGACAAAGGAGGUUGUGGUAACUUCCAUCCGGACGACAGAUGCUGCGAGUGUGGAGAGCGAGGUCAUUAUGUCCGAGAUUAUACUAAAGGACGCAAGAGAUCUCGGAGCCGCAGUCCACGUUCGCGCUCUCAUGAGCUCCGAGCUCAUUCCAAGAACUACAGCCAAAGCCAUGAAAGUUCCGCGAACGCCGUACCCGAUCGAACACACCGAGGAAGACUCACUCACUCCUGGAGCCGCUCGCAAACACCUCGCUCGGCAACCAGAUCACGCUUCAGAUCCCAUUGUCACAAUGGCGGCAACUAACAUCACGAUUAAACGAUUUGUCUUCAGUUUCGAGCGCCGUGCCACCACUAGCACUUUGUCCACGGAACUACGCGACUGCUAGAAAAUUAGUCCAGGAAUUAGCCGUCUGAAAAGACCAAAUAAUACACCUUGUCCAAGACAGAAUUUUUGCAGUUUUCUAGUUCUUUGAGCAGCUUCCCCAAACCAUAUAGAAACUUAUAGAAGCGUAUAUAAUAUCAGUUCUUCCAUUCGUAGAAAAAUAAAGUUACUUUUCCUUGAACUGAAAAAUAGUUUUAGGUACCAUGUUAUAGUAAACAUUAAU
Topomyia yanbarensis is the source of this 934-nucleotide messenger RNA. RefSeq lists its product as uncharacterized. Lineage: Eukaryota; Metazoa; Arthropoda; Insecta; Diptera; Culicidae. The transcript has a single exon. Bases 199 to 633 code for a protein of 144 amino acids. The record is from RefSeq and is a predicted model, not a curated record.